AUGUCUUCCCGAUCUUUCUGCUCUCUCCUCCGAACGGACAUUAUCCCGAGAACGAUCUCCGACGGCACCAGCAAGACUAGCUUCGCGAGCGCUGCCUGUGGCUUCGACGCUCCCAAGGUCCUCCCGAUCAAUGACUCGACCUUCGACUGGUGGUAUUUCGAGGUUGUCUCCGAGAAUCAAACGCAUCUGACGGCCAAAUCCUUCCUCGCGACCCCGGGAACGGCUUUUCUUCCCAGUGGCUUCCCCCCCGACGCGAUCCUAGCUCGUUUUGAUGUUCCUGGCGCAGCGUUGUCUGGCUCUAUUAACUUGAGAUCUAUUGCACCCGUGCAUUAUCCUUCCGGGCCUGCCCGGGCAGGGGAAAACAUGGAGCUCUUGCUGGGCGCAUUCCUCAACAUCAACGGCACGGAAAUUAACUUAAAAGGCAACGGAUACUACGACAAUAAAGGUACCAUCUCUCCGCCAGGGAACUGGGGCAGUGCGCCGUUCGUCGACACGGUCGCGAGCUGGUAUUGGGGUCACCGACGACUGGGGCCGUACUCGCUGGUUUGGUUCGACGCGACCGACACGUCGGGGACGGAGCACGUAGCUGCGGCGACAUCCCUGAUGGCUACCCACGCCGUCGUCGACAUAGGUGACGCGGGUGUGCUCGAGUUCGACAUCAUCUACACCGUCGCCCCCAUCCUCCAGGAGGAAACCCACGCCAACUGGCGCGGCGUUCUAUCCGGCGGCUUCAGGAGUAGCGAGGUCCUCACCGGCUUCGCUUCUUACGAGCAGUUCGUUCUCCCCGACUCUCGGGAGUGA
Messenger RNA from Durotheca rogersii, 801 nucleotides. RefSeq lists its product as uncharacterized. The coding region runs from base 1 to 801 and encodes 266 amino acids. Lineage: Eukaryota; Fungi; Ascomycota; Sordariomycetes; Xylariales; Xylariaceae. The record is from RefSeq and is a predicted model, not a curated record. The transcript is spliced from 7 exons.